Molecule: messenger RNA, 1719 nt
Organism: Manihot esculenta (cassava)
Lineage: Eukaryota; Viridiplantae; Streptophyta; Magnoliopsida; Malpighiales; Euphorbiaceae
Product: trihelix transcription factor ASIL2
Exons: 2
Coding region: 285-1301 (338 amino acids)
Cellular component (GO): nucleus
Molecular function (GO): transcription cis-regulatory region binding
Source: RefSeq, a predicted model, not a curated record
GGUAGAAGCUGGCCUUAGCGCGCGCACCCACUUACUCGCAGGUGCAGCGUAGCUUCUUCCCCUGUCGACACUUGAAACUCUCGCACCGCUCCUAAAAACCCUAGAAAUCGCGGUUUCUUCAACCCACAAAUUUUGUACCUUUCCCUCUAAUUUCCCACAAAUCUUAAUUCGAAUUCUCGAAUUCACCAACAAAAUCAUUUUUAUUUUUCAAUUAGAAGGCAAAACGUUAUCAACUGAUUUUGUACAUUACUCGAUUGCUGUUUGAUCAAGCAAUAUACCCAAAAAUGGAUGAUAUUGAAGACGACGCAGGGUUUCCACCAAAAGCCCAUUCUUUCAAUCGCUCAAGAAAAUUGCCUGCAUAUUCUCUCUAUGAUCAAGAUUACGUCGUCGACGAUGAUGACGACGACGAAUUUGAUGAAGAUCAAGAUUCCGACGACAGCUAUAGCUCUAGAAGGUAUUCUCACAAUCUCGAUAAACAAAAUAAUGAUUUCGAUAGAUACCCAAAGAGGCAAAAGCUCAAAAGCUCCGUUUCCAAUUACGAAUUGGUUCCACGAAGUGGGAGAUUGUUGUCGUACGAGGAAGGCAAUUUCUCUCCGGAUUGGAGUGAGCACGAGAAAUUCGUCCUUUUGGAGGUUUGGGGAGAUAGGUUCUUGCAAUUGGGCAGGAAUAGCCUAAGAUCCGAGGACUGGGUCGAGGUAGCAGAGAAAGUGUCGGAGUCAUCAAAAAUCAAGAGAACAGAAACUCAGUGUAAACUAAUGAUGGAUGCUUUGAAGAGAAAAUAUAAAAAAGAGAAGGCAAAAGGUGUCAAUAAUAGCAAAUGGGCGUACUUUAGAAAAAUGGAUAUGCUAAUGAACCAAGAACUUGGAGGUGGUAGUGGGUUUAGUUUAGCUUGUGGUGUUGAUUCAGGAGAAUUUGUUUUUAUGGACACGCAUGUGUAUUUAGACCGUGCAAAUGGGAAUGAUGAGAUGCGAGAUAGUCCAUGUGAAUCAGAGAAUGAAGAGGAAGAAGAGGAGGGGGCAGGGAAUGGCGGAAGUGAUGGGGUGAAGGGGUUGAAAGUGUUGGCAGAUUCAGUGCAGAAGUUUGGGGAGAUAUAUGAGAAGAUAGAGAGUAGUAAGAGGGAACAGAUGAUGGAAUUGGAGAGGAUGAGAGUGGAAUUUCAGAGAGAGUUGGAGUUGCAGAAGAAGCAAAUUUUAGAGAGGGCGCAAGCAGAGAUUGCGAAAAUAAGGGAAGGAGAUGAUGAUGUAGAUGAGGAAGAGGAUACUGAUGAUGAAGAUGAUUCUGGAGAGGAUGUCAGUGAAUAAUGUAGGUAUCCAGGGAAUCGUUUGUGUCAGGUUUUUUGAAGUGGAACUCUUGGGAUUCCAAUGCUUGAAAAAAAAAAGGCAAAAAUAACUGAGUAUCACGAGUGUUAUAUGGAGAAAGGAAUUUCUCCAGCUCUUUUUAUACUUGGAGAGUGCCAAAAGGUGCUUAUAUCCUUGGAAUCCCAAGGAUUUAGUAAUUCGAGGGCAUGAUGGUUUUCUAUUGGCUACCUACGUUUUCUUUUGAUUGGGAAUCUAGUAACAGUCUUUCUCAAUCUGAUGUACUCUUUUGUAUUGUAUUUGUGUUGAAAUCAUAUCUUGGACAAUUAAGGUGUUAUGAUUAUGUAGCUUGUACAUUUAUCCUCUCGUCAACAACUGAAGUAGUAGUCUGAAUCUUGAAAAUAAAUUUGCUUUCUAGCGUUCA